GCAGCAGACUGCAAACCUCUCUUCUUUCCUCCUUCAACGCUUCCCUCUAAACCCACAAACACCCACCUCCCGCUUCUUCGACACAUUCGAAAUCCUCCCCCUUCUAACUUUCUCUAUCCUCAAUAUAUAUUUCGCGCACACAACGAUAACCUCUCUUCUCUGCUACUCCUUCUACUUUCUCUCUCCUCCAUUUAUAUUUGAGAAUCCGAGGAGACGAUUAUACUGAAAAUUAGGGUUGUUAGGUUAAUUAUUUUCAUCUAUCUGCCAUUGUUGUUGUUGAUUAUAAGAGAUUAGCUUUCUCUUUUUUCAACCCUAUUUUCUGGUUUCACCAUCAUUUCCGGAGAAGUUUUUUUCAAAGUGUAAGAAAAUGUCGUUGGAUAUCACUACAUAUUUGCUGGCAGCACAGUCUCCUGAUGCUAAAAUCCGCACAGAAGCUGAGGGUAACCUCAGACAGUUCCAGGAACAGAACCCCUCCGGCUUCCUGCUUGCAUUGUCGGUUGAGCUCUCAGAUGAUGGAAAGCCAAUGGAGUCUCGUAGGUUAGCUGGUAUAGUGCUAAAAAACUCAUUAGAUGCUAAAGAUGCUUCACGAAAGGAUCAUCUUGUGCAACAGUGGGUGGCUAUUGAUGCUUCUGUGAAGUCUCAGAUCAAGGAGGCACUUCUGAGGACAUUAAGAUCUGUGACGCAGGAAGCAUGGCACACUUCAUCACAAGUAAUUGCCAAAAUUGCUUCCAUUGAAAUUCCAAGGAAGGAGUGGCCUGAUCUAAUUGGGUCUUUACUUAAUAACAUGACCCAACCAGAUGGCCCAGCUACAUUGAAGCAAGCAACCUUGGAGACCCUUGGGUAUGUCUGCGAAGAGACCUCCCAUGAACAGUUGGAGCAAAGUGAAGUGAAUGCCAUUCUUACAGCUGUUGUUCAGGGAAUGAACUGUGCUCAACAUAGUGCAGAAAUUCGCCUUGCGGCAACAAGGGCCUUAUAUAAUGCUCUUGCUUUCGCAGAAACUAACUUUAAGAAUGAGAUGGAACGGAAUUACAUUAUGAAGGUGGUUUGUGAAACUGCAACAUCUCAGGAGGUGGAGAUUAGGCAGGCUGCUUAUGAAUGUCUUGUGGCAAUCGCUUCAAUGUACUACAUAGUGCUUGAGCCAUACAUGCAGACUCUCUUUGAGCUUACAUCAAAAGCAGUAAAUCCUGGAGAUGAAGAGGUUGUUGCUCUUCAAGCAAUUGAAUUUUGGAGCUCCAUAUGUGAUGAAGAGAUUGAUAUUCAAGAAUCUGAACCCCCUCAUUCUCACUUCAUUGAAAAAGCUCUACAGUUUUUGGUACCAAUGUUGUUGGAAACUUUAUUGACGCAAGAAGAGGAUCAGGACCAAGAUGACGGCACUUGGAAUCUGUCAAUGGCUGGUGGGACAUGUUUGGGUCUUGUGGCGAGGACAGUUGGCGAUGCUGUGGUGCCGCUUGUGAUGCCUUUUGUGGAGGCUAACAUAUCUAGUCCACAAUGGCGUUGCCGUGAAGCAGCCACAUUUGCUUUCGGCUCAAUCCUUGAAGGCCCUAACAUUGAGACGCUCUUGCCUCUAGUCCAUGCGGGCUUGGAAUUCCUGCUUAAGGCGAUGAAUGACCAAAACGAUCAUGUAAAGGAUACAACUGCUUGGACUUUGAGCCGUAUAUUUGAGCUGUUACAUUGUCCAGCUUCUGGAUUCUCAGUCAUUAAUGCUGCCAACCUCCAACCUAUUCUGGGUGUUCUACUGGAAGGUAUCAAGGAUACCCCACAUGUGGCCGAGAAGAUAUGCGGGGCCAUCUAUUAUCUUGCACAGGGUUUUGAAGAGGAUGGAGCAAGCUCUUCUACCCUCACACCAUAUCUCCCACAGAUUAUAGCUUCUCUCAUGGCAGCUGCUGAUAGAACAGACAGCAAUGAUUCUAAACUCCGUUCUGCUGCAUAUGAAACAUUAAAUGAAGUGGUUAGGUGUGCCAAUGUGCCAGAAACAGCUCAAAUUAUUGAACAGCUGCUUCAUGUUGUAAUGACUAAAUUAUUGCAGUCUUUUGAUCUUCCAGUUGAUAAAGAAAAACAAGGAGAUCUGCAAGCCCUACUCUGUGCUGUCCUGCAGGUCAUUAUCCAAAAACUCAAUGUUGAUGAGACGAAGCAGAUCAUACUUCAAUUUGCUGAUCAGAUCAUGACCUUGUUCCUCCGAAUCUUUUCUUGCCGCAGUUCUACAGUGCAUGAAGAGGCUAUGCUUGCAAUUGGUGCAUUGGCUUAUGCAACUGGACAAGAGUUUGGAAAGUACAUGUCAGAGUUCUACAAGUAUUUGGAGAUGGGUUUGCAGAAUUUUGAAGAGUACCAGGUCUGUAGCAUUACAGUUGGUGUAGUUGGUGAUAUUUCCCGGGCUAUGGAUGAUAAGAUUUUACCUUAUUGUGAUGGAAUUAUGUCCCUCCUUCUUAAGGAUCUCUCCAGUGGUGACCUACAUCGUUCUGUCAAACCACCAAUUUUCUCGUGCUUUGGUGAUAUUGCUCUUGCAAUAGGAGCACACUUUGAAAAGUAUCUUGGCUAUGCUAUUCCCAUGCUACAGAGUGCAUCUGAGGUGUGUGCUCAGAUGGACACGAAUGAUGAUGAGAUUAUGGAAUAUGGGAACCUCCUCAGGCGUAGCAUCUUUGAGGCUUAUUCUGGGAUACUGCAGGGUUUAAAGGAUGCUAAACCGGAGCUCCUUGUUCCACAUGCAAAACAUCUUCUGCAAUUCCUAGAAUUCGUUUUUAGAGACAAACAGAGAGAUGACAGCGUUACAAAAGCUGCAAUAGCAGUCUUGGGUGAUCUUGCGGAUGCACUUGGUCAAAAUGCAAAGAUAUUUUUGAAAGACUGCUCAUUUUGCGUGGAAUUCAUCCAUGAGUGUCUCGAAUCUGGUGAUGAGCAGCUAAAGGAUACUGCAUUAUGGACUCAGGGGAUGAUUGGGCAGGUUAUGGUUUCAUGAGGUGCAGCAAAUACUCUACAUAGCUGCAGAUAAAAUGUCAGCAUGUGUCAUUGCCUCUGUUCUAAGCCUUGUUUGGGGUAUCAGGUAUGGGUUAUGUCAGGGUUUACGAGUCUGAGGUCCAGUAUUCACGUCUGUGUCUGACGUAAAUUUUGGUCUUCACAAGGUUUUAUAGUCACCUAUGUUGUUUUGGGGUCAGGGUCAGGUCGGGGUUGGGGUUUUGGGGGGUCUGGGUCAGGGUCAGGUCGGGGUUGGGGUUUUGGGGGGUCUGGGUCAGGUCAGGUCAGGGUUGGGGUUUGGGGGGUCUGGGUCUGGGUCAGGGUCAGGGUCGGGGUUGGGGUUCAGGAUUAAGGGAAUGAUCCUUAUCUUAUAAGGUCACUAGAUUAAAAGGGGUGGCCUAGUAUUGGUGGCCUUGUGAAACUUUGAUUAAUUCAAUGAAUCCACUACUUUGGUGGUUUGAGUCUAUAUUCUGUUUGCCCCAUAAUGUUUCAUCAAUUUUCUUA
Messenger RNA from Spinacia oleracea (spinach), 3450 nucleotides. RefSeq names its product importin subunit beta-1. Gene Ontology annotation, biological process: protein import into nucleus. The transcript has 3 exons. Gene Ontology annotation, molecular function: small GTPase binding. Lineage: Eukaryota; Viridiplantae; Streptophyta; Magnoliopsida; Caryophyllales; Amaranthaceae. The record is from RefSeq and is a predicted model, not a curated record. Bases 368 to 2950 code for a protein of 860 amino acids.